GCGGCGAAGGUGGCUGCCGAGGUGGGCGGGGAGGUCAGGUGACCCGGCCGGCGUCCCAAGAUGGCGGCGGUAUCGGCGCCCGAGAGGCCGAGGCACCGUCCCGGCUGCUGAGGCGGGCCCCGCGCAGCUGGCAGCGGACGGGCCGGGCCGAAGGCUGGCGAGCGGACGGCCGCCGCCUCUGCGCGCUCCGCGGCCGGGGCUGAGCCGUGCGGCGGCGGCGCCGGGGGAUGCUCGAGCUGGGCCCGGCCUCUCCCUCAACUUAGGGCGGCGGCGGGCCCGCGACCCUGGCUCCCGGGCCAUGGCGCUGAGGGAGCUCAAAGUGUGCUUGCUGGGGGAUACAGGCGUAGGUAAAUCGAGUAUCGUGUGGCGGUUCGUGGAGGACAGUUUUGAUCCAAACAUCAACCCGACAAUAGGGGCAUCUUUUAUGACCAAGACUGUCCAGUACCAAAAUGAGCUACAUAAAUUCCUAAUCUGGGAUACAGCUGGACAAGAACGAUUUCGUGCCUUAGCACCAAUGUACUAUCGGGGCUCGGCUGCGGCCAUCAUUGUUUACGACAUCACAAAAGAAGAGACAUUCUCAACACUGAAGAACUGGGUGAAGGAGCUUCGGCAGCACGGCCCGCCCAAUAUCGUCGUUGCUAUUGCUGGGAAUAAGUGUGAUCUUAUCGAUGUCAGAGAAGUCAUGGAGAGAGAUGCUAAGGACUAUGCCGACUCCAUCCAUGCGAUUUUUGUGGAGACCAGCGCAAAAAAUGCGAUAAACAUAAAUGAACUCUUUAUAGAAAUUAGUCGAAGAAUUCCUUCUGCCGACGCCAACCCGCCAUCUGGCGGCAAGGGCUUCAAGCUCCGGAGACAGCCGUCCGAGCCCCAGCGGAGCUGCUGCUGACCGGGCCUCAGCCUCCCAGACUUGCUGAUGAAGUAGGUGGUCCCGAAAGUUAACAAGAGGCCUGGGUUCCCUGCCGGCAGGUUCUGCCUCUCCGGUUUGGGUCUUCUUCAUGCAAACAGGACUCGGAGAAAUUGGCCAGUUCCGCUUCCUCUCUGGAGGCCAUGGCACUAAUGUUUCAGUGUGCAGACCUCUGGCCUGUCGCGAGUCUGGUGUGCACCGGGACCACAUCAUGGGCUUUUGACCUUGCUGAAGAGGAACGUGUAAUUGUAUGGACGGUAGGGUUAAAUUGUUGAGUAGUUUUGUAAUCAAGAUUUUAUGUAACAUUUGUAAAGGGAAAAUUAGCACUUUCGUGGUUCUUGAGGAAAAAAAGACCUUGCAGAGAUGGUAAUUUCCUUGGUUUCCCGUUACCACUGUUAGAGGGAAUCGUAUCAUUUAAAAUGUGGUUGGUGAUUGUAAGUGGAGGGCUGGCAAUCAUUAUUGGGAGCUGAACUGGAUUAUUUAUAGGACUGAAGGAAACGACUCUGUCCCCACCAUCUCUAAAGCACUUGUCAUUGAAUACUUUAGCCCCUGAUACAUAGAGUAAAUUAACAAUGGUAACAGCGGAGGCAUAGCUCACCAGAGGUUUGCAUUCCGACCUCGUCCUGUAUGUGUCAAAAAAACACAUUACUGGCCCCUUUUUAAAUAAGCUCUCGUGAUGAAGGUGGUGGUGGUGGCAAAGCUGCCUGGGAGAAAUCGGGCUGCAUACGUUUGAGCUGACUAGCAGUGGUUUAAAAAAGAGGAAGAAGAGAGAGAGUAAAGAAAGUGGUGUAAAUGCUGUCAAUUUUUUAUUUAACCCAGAUAUUUUGGUGGAGAAAACAGUUAUCUGUUGCUUAGCAUAUGUAAAGUUGUAGUCUAUAUUUAUGAGACCAUGGCUUAAAAAUUAUAAAUUAUGUAAAUACAUGAAUAAAUUCUAUGUUUCACCCAACACUCCAUUUAAUCUCGCAGCCAGUGUCUUGGUAUGCCCACCCACCUCCCAGCCUGUCCGCGGGGGGCUCUGCUGCACGUUUCUGUCGGGCGAGAGCACAGAGCACUUGGCUUACAGUCUUUAAAGAGGUCUCUGCCUCGCCUUGCACACGCUCCCGCAUCCCAUCUGGAAAUCAUAAUAAAGACAUAUGCCACUUUGACAAGCCUGACUAGCCCUUCCUAGCCUGGGGGUAAAAGAUGACGCUCCAAGUUCAAGUCAUUUCACCUGGUCUUGGCAGUAAGUUUCUUGUAGCAUUUACAGCGACCCCGGACGAGUGUUUCCACGAGCUCUCCUUGUUACCGAUUCAGCUUAUCUCUCCGUUUCCUUUAUUCCCCUGCCUCUGUUAGUGGUUAACACUCUUUCCCUCAGGGAGCCUAAUGAGGUUUUUAAUAUAAUCUAAAAAUAAAGCGCUGAAGUGAAGUUGGUGACAAUUUGCUCCUGGUCUAAUUUGGCGCCCUUCCAACCGGAGUGUUGUAAGGGAAGGAAAUUUACAAGAUUGAAUAGGAAAUGAAACAGCUUGAAUUUCCAACUCAAUUGUGUUUUCAGAGCUCUCGCAGACUGAAGAGUUGGAACUUUGAAAAACAAUGGUUAUUUCCCUAUGCCCCCCACUUGAGAUGGGUAGAUUUUAAUGGGAAAAUUAUAACUCAGAUUAAGUAAAAAGCGAUUCCCUUUUCCCUGGUGUAUAUCUUGAGCAUUUGAAAUUAUUUAUUCUCUUACUGAAUUCGUAUGGAAGGAAUGUAGUUAGGGAAAAUUCUAGCAUCUUGUUGAAAAUACAGGCAGACUCUGUGCCCUCCGCGUCUUGCUCCCCUUCCCACCAUGACAUGAGCAAGCGGUGAGAGAAAACACGCGGUUCUAAGGGUGGGCUCUCGACACCUGAAGGGGCUGCAUCUCCUUUCCCAUACAUGCAGAUGGGUCAGGGCAUCUGGCCUCGGCCCUGGUGUGUCUCUCACAUUCCCAUUGCUGGGCCUCCAUCUCCACGACAACAAACAAAAUAAAAACAAAGGGAGCUUGGCUCAUCACCGAGCAGGCGGUGCGCGGGUGGCCCUUUCUGUCUUACUUCACCGAAAGACGACGCACAUCUGUGACCUUCGCAGUUUUCCCGCCAAACCUGUCAGCCACUGUCGGUGAUUCCCUGUGAUCUGGGCACCCGGGGAAGGCCAUGCGCUUCUGUGCCACGUCUUACUGGGGAGGCGUCAGCCUGCCUCUCACUGUGUCCCCACGGUCCCUGCAUUCAGCCGAGAACGGGGCUGGCUCUUCAGGCCCUCCUUGGCUACUCUUUCUUCACGGCUUCUCACGCUCCGCCCCAUUUGUAGAGAGGACUUCUGUUGGGUUCUGGCCACGCAUUGUAGUCCCAGAACGAGUGACAGGUGGGUGGCUCGUGCACCGGUGCUGCCUUCCUGCCUUCUGGGGCCUCUUCUCGUGUGCCCUGGUUCUCAUCAGCUGUCUCAGGAAUCCACGAGACCCUCUGCUCACGCAGCACUUCUCCCUACUGGCAGCAGCAGCCCGUGGUCUCGGAUCCGUGUAACCUGUACCCCAUGAAAACAGGGAAACGUUUCCAUUUGUUCGGUCCGCUUGUGUGACGCAGAGCUGGAGGUUAAAGGCAGAACCAGUGUUUUAUUUUGAACAUGCUUUGGAUUAAUAACCUGACCAAGCAGUGGUCUAAUACACAUUUCAUCCGUUCUCAAGUUACUCCUUAUGGGAAAAAGCUAGAUUUCAGAGGAAUUGGGACAUAGCCCAUCUAAAAAAUCUUCUUUUUGGUUCCCUUCUGACAAAGGGCCAUUUUGAAAAAACUUUGAGGACUGAAAAGAGAAAAAUCAUUAAUUAGCUGCGAGUGUGUAUUGAUUCCUCUCAGAGAAAUUGAAGUGAGCUCUUAGCAGGUGCCCAGUCCUAGGAACCAUCCGUCUCCAGAACUCUCCCUUCACACAAGUGUUUCUCCGAUUCUGUGAUAACUAAUUAACCAUCAUUUGGUGAUUAAAAGAACAUAAAGUAAGAGUAUGAUUAAGUGUCCUUCAUUUUAAACUCUCUUUAAGAAGUGAUUAGGGAGAAGUACCUAUCGCAAGCCCUUCUGGUUCCAAAUGAAACCUCCAUCACCUGCUUUUCAGCCACAGGCAGGCUAAGUGCUUCGCAGAGCGGUUGAAAGGGUUGGUUCCUUUAAAAUAACACACUUGCUAUCCCCUAUUUGUGAUUUUGGUUGAAGCGGAUGCCUCCAGUAUCCGAAGGUCAGAGCCUUUUGUAUUUGAGGCCUGACCUCCUCCCUGGAGUGGGCUGUUGCCCUUCUCAAGGCAAUCAUUUUUCAUUUUUUUUUUUAAGUAUAUAAAAGAGGAAGGAAGGCCACCUUUAAGUCUUGUAUUUUUUGUUUUGUUUUAUUUUCUCUCAAGAAGGAAAACAGGUCUAAGAGACCUUCUAAAUUAAACUCUGGGAGCUAGAGUCAUGAAAAUGUCCUUUGGAAUAUGGCUCCAUGGCUUUCCUGGAGAUGUCAAACCAGAGUCUCUGCACCUCCUCGGCCGUGUGUCACAACGGACAGGUUCGACUCCGAUCACGGUGCACUGAUUGGCAUGUCGGCCCUGGGGCUUAAAAAGGCGUUUGUUCACCGUUAGAUGCGUCCUUUCUAUCCUGUGGGUGACUUGCAAAAGAGGUUAUAUAAAUGGAUACAAGCAUUUUUUUUCUACUCGUUUUUUCAGAACACACUGAGAACAUGAGUCAUGGUCCCAUGGUUGUAUAAGAUGGAGGUGCAAAGUGUAUUACAUAUGACAGCCAAGCCCCUGCACAUUCAGAUGUCUUUGCAGGAACCUGUCUGUAAAAGUAAUGAGGGGCUCCUUUAGCCCCUCACAUCUGACACUUACUAGGUGCCAGCGUCAGAACGCCGGGGCAUUGAGGGGAAGACGACAGCCCCCACGCUCAAGCUGGCGCUCUUCUCCAAACUCCGCAGUCUGUUCAUGUUCUUCCGGACCCUGUAAUGAAAGCUGAAGACCACGAUAAGCUAGAUGGUGUGAACCCGUGGAAAAAUCUUCCUUGUUUAAAUUUGUUGUAAAGGAACUGGCAGCCUGACUUUGGUUUACUGUUUGACUUGCAGAGAGAGUCUGCCUCGUGGCGGUUAAAGUAUUUUAAAAAAGGGAGAAGUGGAAUGUACUUUUAAGGAUCAAGCUAUCACUAUCUACCUGCCUUCAGUUAGCUUGGUGCAUGAAAAGUUCAACGAUUCAAGGUGAUGUUUAGGAGACUUACCUUAACUCUACAGCACGGUCAUAAAAAAAAAAAAAAAACAGUCCAA
This is a messenger RNA of Mustela erminea (ermine), 5154 nucleotides long. RefSeq names its product RAB22A, member RAS oncogene family (gene RAB22A). The coding region runs from base 299 to 883 and encodes 194 amino acids. Gene Ontology annotation, molecular function: GTP binding; GTPase activity. The transcript has 7 exons. The record is from RefSeq and is a predicted model, not a curated record. Lineage: Eukaryota; Metazoa; Chordata; Mammalia; Carnivora; Mustelidae.